This is a messenger RNA of Erigeron canadensis, 1058 nucleotides long. Its product is annotated as probable xyloglucan endotransglucosylase/hydrolase protein 33. Gene Ontology annotation, cellular component: apoplast; cell wall. The record is from RefSeq and is a predicted model, not a curated record. Gene Ontology annotation, molecular function: xyloglucan:xyloglucosyl transferase activity; hydrolase activity, hydrolyzing O-glycosyl compounds. The transcript has 4 exons. The coding region runs from base 58 to 1020 and encodes 320 amino acids. Gene Ontology annotation, biological process: cell wall biogenesis; xyloglucan metabolic process. Lineage: Eukaryota; Viridiplantae; Streptophyta; Magnoliopsida; Asterales; Asteraceae.
UUCAUCUUCUUCUACAUAUCUAGCUAGCUGCUCGACUAUAUUUAACAACCAAUCAUCAUGGCUUGUCUUCAUAUGAAAUGUCUCAUCAUCAUGUGUCUUGUAUUUACCUUUAGCAGUUUGCUAUUAUCGGUAUCAUCCCGGGGUGCGAUUUAUCGACCACCAACCGUUGAGCGGUUAACAGACCGUUUUCCUCGUAUCCCGUUUACACAAGGAAUGUCUACAUUAUUUGGAGCAUCAAAUAUUCAUCUAAAAAGCAAUGGAUCAUAUGCUGAUAUCAGUUUAGACAAAACUUCAGGGUCCGGAUUGAUAUCAAAGAACAAAUACUACCAUGGAUUCUUUAGCGCCGCAAUAAAGUUGCCAGCAGGAUUCACUUCAGGAGUGGUACUAGCUUUCUAUAUGUCGAAUGCAGAUGCAUAUCCAAAGAACCAUGAUGAGAUAGACUUUGAGUUGCUUGGCUACUCAAAAAGAAGGCAAUGGGUUCUACAAACAAAUAUGUAUGGAAAUGGAAGUGUCAAAACUGGAAGAGAAGAAAAGGUUUACCUUUGGUUUGACCCAACUCAAGAUUUCCAUCAAUACACCAUCCUUUGGAACAACCACCACAUUGUAUUUUUAGUAGACAACAUACCGGUAAGAGAAGUAAUCCACAAUCAAGCGAUUUCAUCUGUGUACCCAUCGAAGCCAAUGUCACUAUACACAACCAUAUGGGAUGCUUCCGAGUGGGCAACGAGUGGAGGAAAGUAUCCGGUGAACUAUAAGUAUGCUCCAUUUGUAGCAUCAUUGGGAGAAUUGGAAAUUGUAGGAUGUUCAAUGCCAAAAUCACCAAGCUCUACUACUACCGGAUGUUUAAAGAAUAAUGCAAGUACUAGCUUGGACCCUGUUGAUGGAGCAGAGUAUGCAACUUUAUCAACACAACAAAAAGCUGGUUUGAAUUGGGUGAGGAGUAAACAUAUGUAUUACUCCUAUUGCAAAGAUACAGCCCGAUAUAAAGUGAUGCCCGCCGAGUGCAAUGCUACUCAAUAAUUCUUAAUUUGCUAUAUAUAGAUAUAUUUGAUUUGAUA